AUGCCUCACGAGAUUGCUCCUGGACACCUGGGGAAUUUGACAGCAGAACAGGAAGACAAGCUCCGUCAACUCUGGGAAGCCGUGUUCAAAGUAUGCGGCGUUUCAGACAGCAGCGAUGCCAGCCCGGCGCCGAAGAAAGAUGAAAAACCAGGCGCGGAUGCCGAAACCACCAAGAAAAAGCGCGGCUUCAGUUUCUUUAGAAGUGCUCCCCAGUCGGCUCACGCGUCCUCCAAUGGUAACAAUGCUACUGAUUCAGCAGAUGACGACAAAUAUGGUUUGACCAAACAGUAUCAGGAAAUCUUGGCAAACCAGAAGCCGGAGGAGAUAAGAGAAACAAUGUGGGCAAUGAUGAAGCAUGAUCAUCCCGACGCGUUGCUCCUACGCUUUCUGCGCGCCCGCAAGUGGGAUGUGGAAAAAGCCCUCAUCAUGCUGAUAUCGGCUAUGAACUGGAGGCACACCAAGAUGAAGGUCGACCAGGAUAUCAUGAAGAAUGGGGAAGCCGGUGCCGCCGCUGAUGAGAAAAAUGGAGAUGAGAAGGCAAAAAAGCUGGGCCAGGACUUUCUAAAACAAAGCCGGAUGGGCAAAAGCUUCCUACAUGGCACCGAUAAAGAGGGUCGUCCGAUUUGUGUCGUCAGAGUGUGCCUCCACAAAGCCGGUGAUCAAUCUCCCGAGAGCUUGGAAAGGUACACGAACAUCAUAUUCGAUAUGACGGGAUUCACUCUGGCCAACAUGGACUACCACCCCGUCAAGUUCAUGAUUCAGUGUUUUGAAGCAAACUAUCCCGAAUCUUUAGGGGUCGUUCUCGUCCACAAUGCCCCGUGGUUGUUCCAAGGCAUCUGGAGGGUUAUCCGUGGCUGGCUCGAUCCCGUUGUCGCUGCCAAGGUUCACUUUACCAACUACAGAACUGGGCUGGAGGAAUUCAUUCAUCCAGGCCAGCUUAUUAAGGACCUAGAAGGCGAUGAGGAUUGGACGUAUGCAUAUGAGGAGCCCACUGAGGGUGAAAAUGAUUUGAUGAAAGAUACUACAACCAGAGAUCGACUGCUUAAGGAGAGGGAGAAGUUGUAUGCUCAGUACGAGGCUGCUACUCGACGUUGGACGAAACACGCUAGCGGCGAAGAAGCUGAAGGCAUCAAAGCUGAGCGAGAUGAUAUUGCUGCAAAGCUCAGGGAUGGUUACUGGCAGCUCGACCCGUAUGUAAGAGCCCGGUCUCUGUAUGAUCGUCAGGGAGUGAUCCGUUCUGAUGGCGACGUAAACUGGUACCGAAACACUGACUCCAAGUCUGCUCCCUCCAACGAGAUCAAAUCUGGCAAAGAGACUGCAGCGAACGCGGUCGAUUAA
Molecule: messenger RNA, 1338 nt
Organism: Metarhizium brunneum ARSEF 3297
Lineage: Eukaryota; Fungi; Ascomycota; Sordariomycetes; Hypocreales; Clavicipitaceae
Source: RefSeq, a predicted model, not a curated record